UUUUUUUUUUUGUUUUGGGAAUGCGUAACCUAAAAAAGUUGGGGACCACUAAUCUAGAAUAUUUUAAAUUGUCUUUAAAAAUAUAUCACUUAUAUAUUCGCAUUUACUAUUCUUAAUAAUUGUGAUAAAUUAAGCAAACUAUUAAUUGUUACCUAUAAUGAUGGAUUUAUUAAUAACUACUAUUAUUAUUUGUACUGCUGUGAUUUAUCCUGUUAACACAGCCAACAUCUUAGUCGUAUUCUAUAAUCGUGCUUUUAGUCAUAAUUUUGUAUUUAUACCAUUAUUUCAAGAACUCGCCUCUAAAGGUCACAAUAUUACUUAUAUUAGUAGUUAUCCGAUACAAAAUCCAAAUAUCACUAACAUUUCAACAAAAGAAUCUAUACCCAUUGUACAAAACACAAUUAAUGUGACUCACGUUCAAUCAAUAAAUGCUUUUCAUGAAUCAAUGAAGAUUAUGUGGGAUUUUUAUAAAAAAGGAAUAAAAUAUGAUGCAUUGUUUACGGUGGACGAUGUAAAUAUAUUACUUAAUGGCCCAUCUAAGUAUGAUUUACUCAUAGCAGAGCACUUUAAUAGCGAAUUGUCUUUGGUUUUCGCGUCAAAAUUCAAUAUACCUUAUAUAUUGUUGAGUAGUUGUAGUUUAUUGCCAUGGAAUCAACAAGUAUUUGGACAAUCAUACGCAUUGGCUACUUCACCUGUAACAUUGACCGGUCUAUCUCCAAAGAUGAACUUCUACGAUAGAAUUAAAAACACUAUUUCCAACGCUGAGCAAGUAAUAGGUUAUAAUUUUUUAUGCCGGAAACGAGACGAAGAAAUCAUUAAAAAGAAACUUAAAAUAGAUGUGUCAUUAGAUCAAUUAGUUAAAAAUGCUAGUUUAUUAAUGGUCAAUACACAUUUUACAAUGUUUGGGUCUAGAGCCUAUGUACCAGCUAUUGUAGAAGUUGGUGGAAUUCACAUACAGCCAAUUAAACCUUUACCCACGGAUAUUCAAACAUUUAUUGACGAAGCAGAACACGGAGUAGUUUAUUUCUGUAUGGGCAGUUUAUUACGAGGUGAAACUUUUCCAGUUGAAAAAAGAAAAAUGUUUUUAAAAGUCUUUGAGAAAAUUCCGCAACGAGUUCUAUGGAAAUGGGAAGGAGAACUACACGACAAACCCUCGAAUGUUAUGAUACGGAAAUGGAUGCCUCAGCGAGAUAUAUUAGCUCAUCCUAAUGUUAAAUUAUUUAUCUCUCAUGGUGGUUUAUUGGGAACUACUGAAGCUGUGUAUGAAGGCGUUCCAAUUUUAUCAAUACCAAUUUUUGGUGAUCAAAUGACAAACGUCAAAGCUGUUAGAGAUAAAGGAGCUGCGGAGAUUAUGUAUUAUACUGAUUUAAAUGAAGAUGAAAUUUUUACAAAAAUAAAUUCAAUGCUUACAGACCCUACAUAUAAACAAAAAGCCAAAGAGUUAUCAGAAGUAUUUCGCGAUCGACCUAUGUCUCCUCUGGAGACUGCCGUGUACUGGACUGAGUAUGUUAUCAGACACAAAGGGGCACCACACCUUCGUUCAGCUGCUGUUGGAAUGCCAUGGUACCAAUAUUAUUUAAUCGAUGUACUGUUGGUAAUUUUUAUAUCGAUCGCAACUAUCUUUGUAUCAUUGUACUACUUAAUUUUCAAACAAAUUUUACGACUUAUAUAUAAAAAAAGUAAAGAAAAACAAACAUAAUCUAGUAAUUUACAUUUAGUUUAGAAACUAUAAAAUAACAAAUCCAAUUGUGCUAUAAUAGUCAUUAUGUUACAUUUAUAAGUAGGAUUUCCAAUGCAUUGUAAAAUAAUUAUUAUUUGUAUUGUUCCACUGAAUUUUGUAGUGCGAUUUGAAUAAAUUAUGCGUUUGUAAAUGUAUCUAAA
Sipha flava (yellow sugarcane aphid) is the source of this 1881-nucleotide messenger RNA. RefSeq names its product UDP-glucuronosyltransferase 2B2-like. The transcript has 4 exons. Bases 158 to 1699 code for a protein of 513 amino acids. Gene Ontology annotation, molecular function: UDP-glycosyltransferase activity. The record is from RefSeq and is a predicted model, not a curated record. Lineage: Eukaryota; Metazoa; Arthropoda; Insecta; Hemiptera; Aphididae.